Alligator mississippiensis (American alligator) is the source of this 2033-nucleotide messenger RNA. It is a transcript of the gene WRAP73, whose product is annotated as WD repeat containing, antisense to TP73. NCBI's taxonomy places the organism in Eukaryota, Metazoa, Chordata, Crocodylia, Alligatoridae. Gene Ontology annotation, cellular component: mitotic spindle; MWP complex; microtubule organizing center. The transcript is spliced from 12 exons. Gene Ontology annotation, biological process: protein localization to mitotic spindle pole body; microtubule anchoring at mitotic spindle pole body; mitotic sister chromatid segregation. The coding region runs from base 277 to 1626 and encodes 449 amino acids. The record is from RefSeq and is a predicted model, not a curated record. Gene Ontology annotation, molecular function: protein binding.
GGACUGUCACUUUGCGGGCCCCGUCCCUGCACCGCAGGCACCAGCCGGGCCCCCGCUCCCGGAGACGAUGCCCCUCGACAGGCACCGGACUACAGCUCCCAGCAUGCCCCGCGAGCCCUCAUUGGCCGCUGCCUCAGGCGCGCCCGCCUCCCUGCUUCCGCUUCCGGCCGGCGGCGGCGGUUAGCCCCGGGGCUGGGGGCGCCGGGUUUGAAUCAGGCCGCUCCCCUUCCCCCUCCCCUCGUCCCCCUGGCCGGGCCCGGGGCCGCUCCCGCCGCCAUGAACUUCUCGGAGGGCUUCAAGCUCUCGGGGCUGCUGUGCAAGUUCUCCCCCGACGGGAAGCGCCUGGCUUCAUGCGUGCAGUACCGUUUGAUAGUUCGAGAUGUGAACACCCUCCAAAUCCUUCAGCUCUACACUUGCCUGGAUCAGAUCCAAUAUGUGGAAUGGUCGUCUGAUUCUCUCUUUAUAUUAUGCGCCAUGUACAAACGAGGGAUUGUUCAGGUCUGGUCUUUAGAACAGCCAGACUGGCACUGCAAGAUUGACGAAGGGUCAGCAGGAUUGGUGGCUUCGUGCUGGAGUCCGGAUGGUCGUCACAUUCUCAAUACCACAGAGUUUCAUCUGCGGAUAACUGUCUGGUCCUUGUGUACAAAAUCUGUAUCUUAUAUCAAGUAUCCCAAAGCCUGUCAGCAGGGGAUAGCCUUUACGAAAGAUGGUCACUACAUGGCCUUAGCAGAGAGACGUGACUGCAAAGACUUCAUUAGCCUAUUUGUGUGCAGUGAUUGGCAACUCUUGCGGCAUUUUGACACUGAAACUCAAGACUUGGCUGGCAUUGAAUGGGCUCCAAAUGGAUGUGUUCUGGCCGUGUGGGAUACCUGUCUGGAGUAUAAAAUUUUGCUGUACUCCCUUGAUGGCCGACUGCUAUCCACGUAUCGUGCAUAUGAAUGGUCGCUGGGUAUUAAAUCAAUUGCCUGGAGCCCCAGCAGUCAGUUUUUGGCGAUUGGCAGCUAUGAUGAAAAGGUACGCAUAUUGAACCAUGUGACGUGGAAGAAGAUCACAGAGUUUGAGCAUCCUCCAAUCAUUGCUAACCCAAAGAUUAUUGUUUAUAAGGAAGUGGAGAAAUCUGCAACUGUAGAAACACAGAAACUCUCUUUCCCUCCGACCAGAGCACUGGCCAGCUCUCUCUUCAGUAUACCAAGUAAAUAUGAUGUUUCCCAGGUGCCCAUGUCUUUACAGUACAUCAAACCAGUUGCUGAUAGGGCAAAUCCAAGAAUUGGAAUUGGAACACUGGCAUUUAGUCCUGAUAACUGUUUCCUGGCAACUAAAAAUGAUAAUACUCCUAAUGCCAUCUGGAUCUGGGACAUUCAGAAGCUUAAGUUGUUCGUAGUCUUGGAGCAGUUGUGUACCAUUAACUCAUUUCAGUGGGACCCACGCCAACCUCGACUUGCCAUAUGCACUGGAAAUAGUAAAGUGUACCUGUGGUCCCCAGCAGGAUGCGUGUCAGUGCAGGUACCAAUGGAAGGUGAUUUCCAGGUCCUCUCUCUUUGCUGGCACUCUGGUGGGGACUCAAUGGCACUCUUGAGUAAGGAUAACUUCUGUUUGUGCUACUUGGAAAGAGAGGAGGUAAAAUAACUAAAGUAAAGGCUAGAAAAGCCAUCUUGCAAUUAAACCUUUAUGGAAAAUGUGCUGCUGGACUUACAGAGGAGUGAAGAUGGGGCAGAACCUCAGUCUUCAAACUGGAGAUAUUUUGAACUCAUUAAAAUCUUAUUUGGGGGAGGGAAAGAAAACUCCCUUGUAAAAUACUGUGAUAGUUACUUGAAUGACUUGUUCAAAAUUAAAUUGCAAAGUACUAGUGCAACUAAAACCGGUGGGAACAUGGCAUCAGGAUAUUUUAAUGAAGUAAUGGAGUAAAAUAUAAUGAAAACUUCUAAGCUUUUUGACUAGAAAAAUAUGUUGUGAAACUGUAGUUGUUUGUAUAUUGUGUAUAGAAAUUAUUUAAUUUUAUAUAUCUCAAUAAACAUUUUGAUAACUAAAAUCAA